CUUUGCUUGCCUAGUGGUGAGAUAGCGUACAGUAUGCAAUGGCGCCUUCAUAUGCUAUCCAACGGAAUUCGUUCUUGCUGGAUGUUCGCCAUUCCCACAUGCCAUGCCAGCUCGACACCUAUGGGCGCUGCUACUGUACUCGUUCUUCCGCACUCCAGCGGGAAUGCGCCCGACACCGACAGCCAUUCCGUUUCACGAAUGCGCAACCAAAGCGUGAACUCUCGUCUGUUGCUGGCCAGCAUGUAUGUCGCGUGCAGCGGUAAUCUCGUCCAAGGACGAAUAAUCUCUAUUCUCGACCACAUUCGAUGCGUGUUCAAGGCUAGGGUUGCCGAUCUCAUUUGAGGUAUGCUUGAACUCCUAGGCGGAUACCGUGCGACGCGUGUUUCCGUACGUUCUGACUGAUGCUCACUUCGUAGUGAUGGUUCUAGCAUACCAGUACAGUGCUUCCGCGAUAGCUGGGUUCGAAACAUCACUUGAAGCGAUUACGGAUAAAACCUGCUUUGGAUUCGACUGGUUGCUCCGUCGAUUAGGAACUUCCGAUUCGAAAUUCGUUGUUGAAGGACGAACAUAUAUUUUCAUUUGAGCACAAGGUGAUUCAGAAAAGCACAGCACAGCAUAGCACAACACAGCACAGCACAGCACAGCACAGCACAGCACCGCACAGCGCAGCACAGCACAGCUGAGCAUGGCGCCUGGGCGGGAACGAUCUCACCACGACGCGACUUUAAGUUCGAUCCAGGGGGCGGAUGAUGAGGAUUCGUCUGGUAACACAGGACGUGCCAAUCGUCGCCUGGCUCGCAGGAGGCGAAGGCCUUCGUUAGUACGCGCUUCGUUAUUGGAACUCAGCUUGCAGCCGUGGAGGAAGCUGGGUCCGCUCGUUAUCGUCACUGUGCUUUGUUUCCUGUUGGAUCAACAGCCGUUUCUGCAGUUGGCCCGAGUCGCAGCUCACAGGGACGCAUUUCACGAGCCAUCCCGUCACCCAUCACUGUACCACCUGCAUCGGACUAAUACCGAAGCGAGUUCAACCACUAACGAGGACGGUCACAGACGCGCUCCAGGCCAUUCGCAAGCUGUGCAAAUACACUCAGAGUCACCUUCAUUUUUGUCACACCAGGCACAUUCACAUUAUAUCAAGUCGCGGUUACAGUCACAGUCACGGUUACAUGAUACAACAUCACAGGCAGAGUCCCACACUCAAUCUCUGCCAUGGGCCGAGCCUCAGGGGUGGAUGAAUCCCUGGCUGAGGCAGCAGGUUCAGUCCGAGCCUGCAACAAUGGCCUGGUUGGAGGAGCCCGUGGCACAAGAGGCUCGUCCCCUGCCUCCGGCGCUGCUUGCUGCGGAGCCAGACCCUCGUAACGAGCCUGACCCUGCUGCCGAGCCUGACCCUGCUGCCGAGCCUGACCCCUCUGGCCUUGCUUCAGUGACCCCGACUCAGUGGCCGCAGUGGCCCCCGUGGGCUCAGUUGCCGCCGUGGGCUGAGAGGCUUCAGCGGACCCACAGAUGGAAAUCAGGCCCAGCGUGCUCCCCCAUCAGCUCAGCGGUGCUAAUCCCCGUGACCAGAGAAGCAGACUUCGAAAGGCGAAUCCGCCACCCCCCUUCCAAGACGGUCAUCCUGGAGAUGCGCAGCGACGUCACUCUGAGGCGCGGGCUGCUGUGGGGGCCCGCCUAUGCGUGCACCAUCCUGAGGUCGGGCGCCAAGGCCAAGGGGAGAGGCUUCCGGCUGUAUGUGCACCGCGUGGACGAGCCCCUGCUGCGGGUGUGGAAUACGAGCAACAUCAUUGUGCACCGCGUGCAGAUGUCACAGCCUUUCCGCUCCAGCUCACCUGCAUGCCCCAGGGAGAUCCCUGAUGUGGGAACGGACAUCAUCUGCCCUCUCAUCCACGUCCACCGCUCCUACGGCAUUCAGAUUGUGAAGGGCUACACCUUUGGACGAGUAGAUAUCGUUCGAGCCAUGCACAGCCGCAUCGACAACAUGAAGAUGACAGCCGUGCAAGAUGGGGAGAGGGGGAAUGGUGUUAUCCGGGUCAUGCUGUCGGGGUACGGGCCCUUGCUGCUACGCUGCCACGUGUACAUCACCAAUAAUGAAAUCUAUGGAGCAUUCGUCCCUGUGCUGCUUGAGUUUGGCACGGUGGGAGCAGUGGUCAGGAGCAAUCACGUGCACGACUUUGUGUUUGCAGCAAUCAUGUGCGGCAACAUGGUGCACUCGCAGGGUGACUGCAUGCUGAGCACCAUUUCCAACAACUUAAUCGUAGCCGCGGGUCGCAACCUAACAGGAGGGGGUGACGCCACAGGGAUAUACUUCGUGUUGCACUGGAUUAACCCGGGUAACCUGGCGGAGUGCAACUACAUCAUAGGGGGCGACCACUGCUACUAUUUGGACUAUGCCAGCUCGGGUGUGACUAUACGCGGAGGGGCUUGUAUCGACACGGCGGAUGGCAUGAAAGUCAACAAUGGGAAGUGGAACCGCAUCGAGCACGUGGUGAUGAAGCGCACGGUGCACACGCCUGGCUGGUGCACGUGCCUCACUGCUACAGUUUGCAACUGCCUCAAAGACCCCGGCAACUUCUGGGACCGCAUGCGCGCCAAGUACUACAACACUGCUGUGUUUCAGCAGAAAUGGCCUUGGAUGAAGACCAUUUGUAACGAGACUACGAUUAAUGGGGUUUCGUGUAACACAAAUGCGCCGGGCACCUUGAAGGGCUCGGAGACAGGCAAGUGCAGCGGGCUGCCCACAAAUAAUUACAUCGACCUGGUUUUGGUUGAUGUGCAAGAUGCGGAUAUGAAUUAUCGUUACUGCGAGAAGUUACCCAAUGCGCCCAAGUUCAACACGCAUCGGCACAUUAAUGUUACUUCUCUCUCGGGGAAAUUCAUCAAUUAUGGCAACAACGACCUGGGUGUUGUGAAGGGUUCAGCUAUUUUUAAACAGCGGCCAGGAUUCAAGAACUGCCCGAGGAAAAAUGUUGGACCUCGGAAGGUAAGGGAUAUAUUUUACCAUCAACAAUUUGGAAUUAAGAUGCCAUUGCAAUUCUUCCUAGUGAUGUGGACGAAUAGUAGCCAUUUCCAUGACCCUAGUCUUAUUGAUAAAUUGAGACGGUGAGGUUUGUGUUGCGUGUUAUCAUACUGAUC
Molecule: messenger RNA, 3126 nt
Organism: Closterium sp. NIES-67
Lineage: Eukaryota; Viridiplantae; Streptophyta; Zygnematophyceae; Desmidiales; Closteriaceae
Source: the annotation of a GenBank genome assembly